Messenger RNA from Monosiga brevicollis MX1, 906 nucleotides. RefSeq lists its product as uncharacterized. Bases 1 to 906 code for a protein of 301 amino acids. NCBI's taxonomy places the organism in Eukaryota, Choanoflagellata, Craspedida, Salpingoecidae. The record is from RefSeq and is a predicted model, not a curated record. The transcript has 8 exons. Gene Ontology annotation, molecular function: acireductone synthase activity; magnesium ion binding.
AUGGCGAACAGUACAGACGAGACGGCGACCACGACCCUGGCUCCGGCGCCCUGCUUCUUGUUUGACAUUGAAGGCACCACCACAUCCAUCUCCUUUGUGCAUGAGGUUUUGUUCCCAUAUGCUCGCAAUCAGGUGGAAGCCUUUCUAGCUGCACACUGGGACACGGACGCCGUCAAGGCCGACGUUGACAAGCUUCGUGAACAAGUGAGCGGUUGUGGCAAACGUUCAGUGGCAGAUGAAGCAGGACCGAAAGAGCACGGCGCUGAAGCAGCUUCAAGGUUGUGUGCCAGCCGACCAAUUUUGCUCAAUUUGCUUGAAAAGAUAAUUCUGACCUGGCCCCUCGUACCCACUGCGCAUCCCUUGCUGGAGCUAGGCCAUAUUUGGAAGGACGCAUAUACCAGCGGCAACGUGAAGGGACACAUAUACGAAGACGUGGUACCAGCUUUUCAGCGCCUGACCGAGGCAGGUGCCCAGCUGUACAUUUACAGUUCUGGCAGCAUUGCAGCGCAAAAGCUGCUCUUUGGCCACUCUGAGGCCGGUGACUUGCAACCGUAUUUGAGUGGCUACUUUGAUACAACGACGGGACCCAAGCGAGACGCGGCCAGCUAUUCGGACAUUGCCGCGGCCAUUGGUGUGACACCACAGAGUAUCAUCUUUCUCUCGGACCGCAUCGAAGAGUGCCGUGCUGCGUCAGCAGCUGCUAUGCGCACUGCCCUUGUGGUGCGGCCCGGCAAUGCCCCACUUUCCGAGGCUGAGCGCACGGAAUUUCCGAUUCUGCACGACUUUACUGGUCUGCGUGGUGCCAAGUUCACCCAAGCCCAGGCCGGCGACACAGAAGCCAAACGAUCAGCCUCGGGCGAUGGCGCUUUGGCUGCUAAAAAGGCACCCCCAACUCACGACUUUUGA